Molecule: messenger RNA, 603 nt
Organism: Naegleria gruberi
Lineage: Eukaryota; Heterolobosea; Eutetramitea; Acrasida; Naegleriidae
Product: small GTPase
Exons: 3
Coding region: 1-603 (200 amino acids)
Cellular component (GO): endosome; Golgi apparatus
Molecular function (GO): GTPase activity; GTP binding
Source: RefSeq, a predicted model, not a curated record
AUGGUUAAACUCAGAUGUAAAGUUGGUAUUCUCGGAGAUUCCACUGUUGGAAAAACAAGUCUUAUCAAAAUGUUCAAAGAAAGAACAUUUCCGAAUCAAUAUUUAAUGACAAUUGGAGCUGAUUUAUAUACAAAAACAAUUGAUGUUCCUGUUGAAAAUCAAGUAGAACUAUUUAUUUUCGAUAUUAGUGGAUCAUCAAUUUAUGAAAAAUCAUACAACGAAUAUAUCGAUGGUUUGAAUGCUUUUAUUAUUGUCUAUGAUGCAACCAAUCCAGAAACAUUUACAAAUUUAACAAAAUGGUACAGAUUGUGUAAGAGUGUAAGAACUAGUAACAGCAGUCAAAAGAAGCACGACAAAUCACUAUUAGGUGUAUUAGUAGGAAAUAAGAGUGACCUAGGUGCUUUUGAAAAGGUAACUAGACAUCAAGGUGAAGAAUUUGCUAGGGAAUGUGGAUUGGAAUUCUUCCAAACUGCCACAAAUACUGAUGAUGGAAAUGUAGAACAACCAUUCUUACAUAUUGCUGACAGUUUCUAUAAAUCAUUCUUAGAAAGAGUUGAGGAAAUUAAGUACGUCUGUGAACAUAAGACAGCACACAAACUGUAA